This is a messenger RNA of Pisolithus orientalis, 741 nucleotides long. Its product is annotated as cytidine deaminase-like protein. Lineage: Eukaryota; Fungi; Basidiomycota; Agaricomycetes; Boletales; Pisolithaceae. Gene Ontology annotation, molecular function: zinc ion binding; diaminohydroxyphosphoribosylaminopyrimidine deaminase activity. The record is from RefSeq and is a predicted model, not a curated record. Bases 175 to 651 code for a protein of 158 amino acids. The transcript has 4 exons. Gene Ontology annotation, cellular component: nucleus; cytoplasm.
AGUGCCCGCCAAUUAAGGGGGAACUCGCAAGUGGUGUCUGUGCGACUGAGGAGUGCAGAUUGCCCUCGGAGUUUAACCUAGGGAGGACUGCGUUCCUUCAACACUAGUGCAUGCCGAGGAACCCACUGUGCUGAUUGGACAACCGAAGUUCUUGUCCAAGAACCUGAUUCCCCCAUGGAUGAUCUCAACAAGCUCGGCCUAGCGACAGCCUCUGCAAAAGCAAGGAAGAGUUAUCGCGAGGGUGGAAUACCAAUUGGCGCUGCCUUGGUCUACCACGGCUCAUCGCUUGAUCUCAGCAAUGCAGUCGUCCUGGGAUGUUCACAUAACCAGAGAAUUCAGAAGUCGUCCCCAACACUGCACGCUGAGAUAGCCACUUUGGAGGACGCCGGACGGCUGAAAGCGGAUGUCUACACAAAGUCCACGAUGUACACAACGCUCAGUCCCUGUUCGAUGUGCACAGGCGCGAUUUUACUUUACAAGAUACCUCGCGUGGUCAUCGGAGAAAACAAGAACUUUGUGGGAGGGGAGAAGCUACUGAAGGAGCAUGGGGUCGAGGUCAAGGUCGCCGGUGACACUGAAUGCGAAGAGCUCAUGGCACGUUUCAUCAAGGAAAAACCCGAGGAAUGGAAUGAGGAUAUCGGGGAGUUAUAGUGCUGAGAAACUGCCGGACGUGUAUCUAUCAGCCUUAUCGCUUGCGAGACAGGUGUGGUUAUCUAACCGUUAAACUAUGGCGCAGAAAUC